UUUUUUUUAUUCCUCUGUGGUUCUGCGUUGUGUGGCGACAACAAGAAAGCAUUGUGAAGUGGAUAAUUUUUUCCUAAUUUCAGACUGCUUCAUCUAAUUUAAAAUGGCAAAAUAUGAUCUAACUCCCCGAAUGGGGCAAUAUUUAGAUCGCCAUUUGGUUUUUCCUCUCCUCGAAUUUUUGUCGGCCAAGGAAAUUUAUGAUGAAAAGCAACUACUGAAAGCAAAGCUAGAUAUUUUGAGUAAAACUAAUAUGAUUGACUAUGCGAUUGAUAUAAGGAAUCAAUUAUAUCAAAACGAGGCUAUUGAAGAUUCGUUGAAACAACGACGCCAAAUGGUAGUUGACAAACUACAGGAAUUACAGAGAGUUGUCGAUCCAAUUUUACAUAUUUUGAAUGAUGACGAAGUUAUGCGUAAUAUGGAGACUAUGAGGGAUUCCAAAACUCUCAUCAAUUAUUUAUCCAAGGAUUAUAAGUUCGAAAUAGAAAUGAUCGAUAGCCUGUACAAAUUGGCGAAGUAUAGGUAUGAUUGUGGCAACUACUCUGCAUCCACUUCUUACCUGUACUUUUGUAUGCUUGUUCUUCCAUCAAAUGACAAAAACUAUUUGUCAGUGUUAUGGGGAAAGUUUGCAUCUGAAAUUCUCGUACAAAACUGGGAUUCGGCCUUAGAAGACUUGAAUAAGUUGAGAGAUUAUAUAGAUUCUAGUUCUAACCAUUUUGGAGGCAAUAGCUCACUGAACUUAUUGCAACAAAGAACAUGGUUAAUUCACUGGUCACUGUUUGUGUUUUUCAAUCAUGCAAUGGGAAGAGAACUCAUAAUUGAAAUGUUUUUAUACAAACCACACUACUUGAAUGCCAUCCAAACUAUGUGUCCCCAUAUUCUUCGUUAUCUUGCAACUGCAGUAAUCAUCAAUCGCGGAAGAAGAUCAGCAUUGAAAGAUUUAAUCAAGGUCAUCCAACAAGAAAGUUAUACUUAUAAAGAUCCAAUCACUGAAUUUUUAGAACAUCUAUAUGUUAAUUUUGAUUUUGAUGGAGCAAGGCAGAAACUACAAGAUUGCCAAACAGUUCUUUUCAACGACUUCUUCCUGAUCUCUUGUUUAGAAGAGUUUGUCGAGAAUGCUCGUCUUAUGAUUUUCGAAACUUUCUGUCGCAUUCAUCAAUGUAUUAGUAUUGGAAUGCUAGCUGAGAAACUCAACAUGAACCCUGAUGAAGCCGAAUGCUGGAUAGUCAAUCUCAUAAGGAAUGCUAGAUUGGAUGCGAAGAUCGACUCCAAACUAGGUCAUGUUGUAAUGGGAGCACAGCCACUUUCCCCAUAUCAGCAGUUGAUUGAAAAAAUUGAUUCACUCUCUGUGAGGUCAGAAACUUUGUGUGGCCUUAUUGAUAGAAAACUGAAGGCAAAGACAGAUAUACGUUGGGGAAAUCAUCAGGAUUGAUUAUUCUAAAUGAAUAAAAUGAUGACAUAAGA
Molecule: messenger RNA, 1461 nt
Organism: Coccinella septempunctata (seven-spotted ladybird)
Lineage: Eukaryota; Metazoa; Arthropoda; Insecta; Coleoptera; Coccinellidae
Gene: eIF3e
Product: eukaryotic translation initiation factor 3 subunit E
Exons: 6
Coding region: 104-1429 (441 amino acids)
Biological process (GO): translational initiation
Cellular component (GO): eukaryotic translation initiation factor 3 complex; nucleus; cytoplasm
Molecular function (GO): translation initiation factor activity
Source: RefSeq, a predicted model, not a curated record